Messenger RNA from Porites lobata, 801 nucleotides. Lineage: Eukaryota; Metazoa; Cnidaria; Anthozoa; Scleractinia; Poritidae. The record is from the annotation of a GenBank genome assembly.
AUGACAAGCACAAUCCCAAAGAAGCAUGUUUUCCUGUGGACAGCUUUUAGAUCCUGUUCAUCUGCGUUUGAGCGUUCGAUUUUGACUUUACCCCGCAUGCAGUUGAUGUCAGAACCGUUUUCUGCUUCGUUUUACUUUGGACCUCAGAGACAAAGCUGUCGCUAUGAAUCAAAAGAGGCUGAUUCCAAAGCGAGUUACGAAAACGUUGCCAGGGAAAUUCUGAAUCAAGCUAAUGACGAUAACAUUGAUUUGCUUUUUGUCAAGGAUAUGGCUUGUUACAUGAAAGGAAGAUUGGGUUUUUUAAAGGAAUUUUUUGAAGACACGAAACAUUCUUUUCUUAUUCGAAAUCCAAAGAAGUCGAUUCCUUCCCAGUAUCGCGCUAGUGAAAAUCCAGAAAUCCAAGAUUCCGGUUGGAAUUACUUUGACCCACAAGAAGCUGGAUUUCAGGAACUUUUCGAAAUGUAUUCGUUUGUCAAAGAUAACCUUGAUGCCAAUCCAGUUGUUAUAGAUGCCGAUGACCUUCUCGAAUCACCGAAGCAGAUCAUGAAGGAGUAUUGUGAUCGAGUUGGUAUCAAAUAUGAAGAGCAUAUGACUACAUGGAAACCUGGCGAAAUAAUCCAAGCCUGGCAAGAUGUUUGGGUAGCAUGGCGAAGAGGGGCUUUAAACAGCAGCGGUUUCAUCAAAUCUGACACUUCCUCAAGUAAACCAGAAAUAGAGUAUCCAUCUGAUGUUGUCAAAGCUAUGGAAGAUAGCCAGGCAUUUUAUGAUAAAAUGUUUUCUGUUCGACUUAGGUUAGCAUAA